This is a messenger RNA of Silurus meridionalis, 1032 nucleotides long. Its product is annotated as trace amine-associated receptor 1-like. Gene Ontology annotation, cellular component: membrane. Bases 1 to 1032 code for a protein of 343 amino acids. The transcript has a single exon. Gene Ontology annotation, molecular function: trace-amine receptor activity. The record is from RefSeq and is a predicted model, not a curated record. Gene Ontology annotation, biological process: adenylate cyclase-activating adrenergic receptor signaling pathway. Lineage: Eukaryota; Metazoa; Chordata; Actinopteri; Siluriformes; Siluridae.
AUGGACAAUAUCAUCAGUUUGGAUAUUGUGGUGGAGCCUUCACUUUGUUUCAGUUCCGUCAAUACGUCAUGCGUGAAGAUCGAUUAUCCUCUGAAAGUCCGGGUUUUGCUCUACAUCCUCUUUAGCACUUCUUCUCUAAUCACUGUGAUCGGAAACCUGCUUGUGAUUAUAACCGUUAUACAUUUCAGACAAUUGCAAACAUCAACUAAUUACUUGGUUCUCUCUCUGGCUGUUGCUGAUCUGCUUGUAGGAGGAAUUGUGAUGCCUCCUAGCAUGAUACGCUCUGUGGAAACCUGCUGGUAUUUAGGAAACACCUUCUGUAAAAUACACAGCAGUUUGGAUGUCACUGUGUGCACUGCGUCCAUUUUUAACCUGUGUAUUAUUUCUUUAGAUCGUUAUUACGCCGUAUGUCAUCCGCUUCUGUAUCACAGUAAAAUGACUCCUGAUACUGUUCGAUUCAUGAUCGUAGUGUGUUGGAGCAUUUCCUCAGCAAUCGGGUUCGGCAUGAUAUUUCUGGAGCUCAAUGUUCUUGGAACUGAAGAGUUUGAUUACAGUCAUUUAUUUUGUGAGGGCGCAUGCACGGUUUAUCAGAGUAAAGCUACAGCCAUAAUAUUUCCUACACUUUGUUUUUACAUCCCCGCAGUAAUCAUGCUUUGUGUGUAUUUGAAAAUCUUCCGCACAGCACAAAGACAAGCUCAUGCAAUUCAAUCCACAAACGCACAGAUAAAGGCAGCCGAGGAAAAACCUAGGUUAAGCAAAGUAGAAAGGAAGGCCACGAAAACUUUAGCCAUAAUCAUGGGAGUAUUUCUGACCUCCUGGAUACCAUAUUUCACUUCUAAUUGCAUAGAUCCAUUUACAGGAUAUUCAGUUCCUCCGGUUUUGUUUGAUGUGUUUAUCUGGGCAGCGUAUUUUAAUUCCACAUGUAAUCCGAUAGUCUAUGCUUUUUUCUACAGCUGGUUCAGACACGCUUUUAGAGUCAUUCUGUCUGGUAAAAUAUUCCUGACUAAUUCUUCACACAUCAAAUUGUUUUAA